Talaromyces marneffei is the source of this 1596-nucleotide messenger RNA. RefSeq lists its product as uncharacterized. The transcript has 2 exons. The record is from RefSeq and is a predicted model, not a curated record. Gene Ontology annotation, biological process: proteolysis. NCBI's taxonomy places the organism in Eukaryota, Fungi, Ascomycota, Eurotiomycetes, Eurotiales, Trichocomaceae. Bases 1 to 1596 code for a protein of 531 amino acids. Gene Ontology annotation, molecular function: serine-type carboxypeptidase activity.
AUGCUUGUUCAGUCCUUGAUCUCUGCGACUUUGGUCGCUACUGGUCUUCUCGUCGAGAGCGCGCUGGCUGCAGGACACCGCGUUCCUAUCUCAGCUAAAGCUCAGCGACGAUAUGAUGAUCACUACAGCGCAAUGCUCGGAAAGCGGACAAGCCCUUCUAAGAACUCCACCAAGGAUUUCCGUUACUUGACGCCGAAGACGAAGCCCUACCAAGUCAAAAGUCUGCCCGAGGUCAACUUUGAUAUUGGUGAAAUGUACUCGGGUCUCGUGCCCAUUGAAUCCAACGAUACCUCUCGUCAACUGUUCUUCAUUUUCCAGCCCACAGUCGGCGAACCCGUCGACGAAAUUACUAUCUGGUUGAAUGGCGGUCCAGGCUGCAGUUCCAUGGAAGGCUUCAUCCAGGAAAAUGGUCGUUUCGUUUGGCAACCGGGUACCUAUCUGCCUGUCGAGAACCCCUACAGCUGGGUCAAUUUGACCAAUAUGCUCUGGGUCGACCAGCCCGUCGGCACUGGAUUCUCUAUCGGCACGCCUACCGCUACCUCCGAGGAGGAGAUUGCGCAAGACUUUAUCAAGUUCUUCAAGAACUUCCAGAAGCUGUUCGGAAUCAAAAAGUACAAGAUUUACGUCACCGGUGAGAGUUAUGCCGGCCGUUACGUGCCUUAUAUCUCCGAUGCAAUGAUCAACGCAAACGAUGCCGAUUACUACAACGUGAGCGGUGCUCUCCUGUACGACCCCGUCAUUGGCGCAUUCGACACCGUCCAGUCGCAAGUACCAGCCUAUCCCUUGAUCGUUCAGAACAACAACAUGCUCAACUUCGACUCCAAGAUAUUGGCCGAGCUUAAGGAAAUCCACACCUCUUGCGGCUUCGACAAGUAUAUUGAGAAAUACCUGACCUUCCCAGCAUCCGGCGUCCAGCCACCCAUGAAGUACGACGAGAAUUGUGAUAUCUUUGACCUCGCAAUUCAAUACGCCUUGGCCAUCAACCCAUGCUGGAAUAUUUACGAAAUCAACGCCGUCUGCCCUCUUCAGUGGGAUAUUCUCGGUUUCCCGACUGUGUUGGAUUACUUGCCUGCAGGCGCAGAAAUCUACUUCCAGCGCAAGGAUGUUGUCAAGGCUCUGCACGCCCCGACAAACAUCACCUGGAACGAAUGCUCCCUCAAAUCCGUGUUCGUCGGCAGUAACGGCCCAGAGUCCGAGGGCGAUACUUCCCUGGACCCCAUCCAGUCCGUCCUCCCCAAGGUCAUUGAACACACCAACCGCGUCCUCAUCAGUAACGGAGACUAUGACUUCGUUAUCAUGACCAAUGGUACUCUCCUGUCGAUUCAGAACAUGACCUGGAACGGCCAUCUUGGAUUCACCAAGCAGCCUAGCACACCCAUCAACAUCACCUUGGUAGACUUGCAGUAUCAAGAUGUCUUUGCAGCGAAUGGCCUGGCUGGCGUCGAUGGUCCACAGGGCAUUAUGGGUAUUCAGCAUUAUGAGCGUGGCUUGAUGUUUGCCCAGACUUACAUGUCUGGCCACAUGCAGCCAGAGUACCAGCCGAGGUCGGCCUAUCGCCAUUUGGAGUGGGUGUUGGGACGCAUUGAUGCGCUCUAA